CGCGUGAAGACUUUUAAAUGUUAAAUUAAAAACUCUAAAUUGAAUAAUGAAUAAAACCAAGUGAGACGCGACCGGAGAAGUCAUGUGGAAGUGAAGUGGCCGAGCAAAGGCCUCAGCAGACGGAAGAGCGGCGCGGCUAAGGAGAAUCCCAUCCCUGCCGCCACAGUUCCUGUAACGGAAUCGAUUUUUCACUGCUAGAGAAACCCCAGAAAUGACGGAGAAUUUAGAGCUGCACCAGUUCCAGGAGGGCUCCCACACGGUAGACGAGUCGAAUCGCUGGCUGGAGCGACUGAAGACGCGCGUCAACUGUCCAUACUUGGGCAUUAUCCUGGCCACGCUGUCGUCCCUGUUCUUCUCGUUGUGCUCGGUGAUCGUCAAAGGACUGGUCGAUGUCAAUCCCAUGGAGCUGGCGGCAUUCCGCUUUGUGGGGGUGCUGCUGCCGACCAUUCCCAUCCUCAUAUACACCCGCCAACCAGUUUUUCCGCAGGGGACGCGCGUCAUACUGCUGAUGCGCUGCUUCAUGGGAACCACGGGCCUGAUGCUCAGUUUCUAUGCCUUCCGGCACAUGCCACUGGCCGAUGCAAGCGUAAUCAUCUUCUCCACGCCCGUCUUCGUGGCCAUCUUCGCGCGCGCCUUCCUCAAGGAGCCCUGCACCAUGUUCAAUGUGAUCACAAUCAACAUAACGCUUGUCGGCGUAGUACUCAUCACUCGGCCGCCUUUUGUGUUUGGCGAAACGACGCCCCCGCCGGAUGAACAGCUGACGGGCAGGCCAUACGACAUCUGGGGACCCGUGGCCGCCUUCUCGUCCACCCUGUUUGGGGCUAAUGUCUACAUCCUGUUGCGGGCGCUCAAGAACCUACACUUCUCCGUGAUAAUGACCAACUUCGGAGCCACUGCCCUCGUGUACACGCUUAUCGUGUGCGCCUCCAUCGGAGCCGUAUGCUGGCCCAGUUGCGGCCGUGACCGCUGGCUGGUCCUCGUUCUCGGUGUCUUCAGUUUCCUCGGCCAAAUCCUGCUCACCCUCUCGCUGCAGAUCGAGCAGGCCGGACCAGUUGCCAUCGCCCGGUGCGCCGACAUCGUGUUUGCAUUCAUCUGGCAGAUGAUCUUCUUUGGCGAGACGCCCAAUGGAUACUCACUUUUUGGAGCCCUCAUGGUGAUUAGUUCAGUCAUCCUCACAGCGCUGAAGAAGUGGGCCAUGACACUGCCGCGGGAGUCGUCGCUGCGCAAGCGGCUGCGACUCAUCCUACUGGAAUAGACGGAAGGUGGUGUCGCUCAGAGGCAGGGCACGCCGUGGUUUCUCCCGAGUAAUGUCUAGUCACAUCGUUCACACGUCGUAUAUCGUACAUCGUAGUAGAACGCAAUCAAAUAGAAACAUGCGGAAUGGAAUGAUACACGUAGACUUAGCAUAUCCAAGAGGCUCAGCAUAGCAUAGUUUAUUCGAAUAGCCGUAUCCCUAGGCAGUUUUCUGAGUUGGAGGAGGUGCGGUGCUCGUGAUACCCAUAAGUUUCCAUAUUGAAAUACUCAUAGUGUGUGUUUUAGUUUAGCCAAUUCGCCUAUUUGUUGUUUUGUACAUUGUUAUACAUGCUUUAAAUACAAUAAUAAAUAAAACUUAUGAAUUAA
This is a messenger RNA of Drosophila persimilis, 1620 nucleotides long. Its product is annotated as solute carrier family 35 member G1. Gene Ontology annotation, cellular component: membrane. Lineage: Eukaryota; Metazoa; Arthropoda; Insecta; Diptera; Drosophilidae. The record is from RefSeq and is a predicted model, not a curated record. The transcript has a single exon. Bases 212 to 1255 code for a protein of 347 amino acids.